Molecule: messenger RNA, 939 nt
Organism: Zygosaccharomyces rouxii
Lineage: Eukaryota; Fungi; Ascomycota; Saccharomycetes; Saccharomycetales; Saccharomycetaceae
Product: chalcone isomerase domain-containing protein
Exons: 1
Coding region: 1-939 (312 amino acids)
Molecular function (GO): intramolecular lyase activity
Source: RefSeq, a predicted model, not a curated record
AUGUUGUUGAAUCCGUUGUUGAAGAGAUCUCGUGUAUCGUCCAAAUCUGCAAUUAGAAAUAUAUCGCUUCUUUCUACACGUAGAGCAUACCACCCCCAAAAUGUACAGAUCCCAAGGCCUUUUACCAAGGGGAGGCAGACUUACUACGGGUUAUCUUUGGCUGGAUUGACAGCUGCAUGGGCUAUUAACAGUCAAUUACACGCUGCUGAUAACGAUGCUAAUGUGAAUGAUGAUGCUGAAAAUACUGUUAUGGUGGAUAAAAAUAUUUCCCCUUUUCCAGUGCACAUUGGACCUCCCAAAUACCCAUUCUCAACGGAUUACUCACUACUUGGUUAUGGAUACAGAUAUGUGACGUUUAUCUCCUUCAAAGUUUAUGAUUUAGGGAUUUACAUUGCCGAUCAGGAUAAACAUUUGGUACCUGAAGUAUUAAGCUCCAAGUUUCUUUCCACUGCAUUUGUCGACACAGAUCACAGCAAAUCCCACAAGGAAAACGUUAACGCUGCUUUGAAUGAUUCUGAGAAAUCUGCUGUCCUUAUUGGUAACCUUUUGGAUACAGGAUGUAGAAUGCUAGCAAAGAUUACACCAGUGAGAAAUACGGAUUUUAACCAUUUGAAAGAUGGCCUUGUAAAAACCAUUUUAGCCCAUCCUGAAGCAAAAAAUAACCAAGAGAUUUUGAAUUCAGGUUUAAAGGAAUUAAAAGAAGCAUUCACGAAGAAGGGUAAAGUACCUAAGGACCACGAUUUAUUUUUGGAGUUGCAAGCUAAUGGUGCUCUACAAGUUGCCUAUUACGACAGAAAGAAGGAUAAGACGUUUAGAUUGGGGUUAGUUAAUGAACCGCUUGUCGGUAAAUUCUUGUUCAGUCAAUACAUGGGUGGUCCCAAACCAUUAUCACCAACUACUCAAAAAUCCGUCGCCGAACACAUUGUUGCUAUGUUAUAA